Messenger RNA from Grus americana (Whooping crane), 2902 nucleotides. It is a transcript of the gene DBF4B, whose product is annotated as DBF4 zinc finger B. Gene Ontology annotation, molecular function: protein serine/threonine kinase activator activity; zinc ion binding; nucleic acid binding. Gene Ontology annotation, biological process: positive regulation of nuclear cell cycle DNA replication; regulation of cell cycle phase transition. The coding region runs from base 15 to 2342 and encodes 775 amino acids. The transcript has 11 exons. NCBI's taxonomy places the organism in Eukaryota, Metazoa, Chordata, Aves, Gruiformes, Gruidae. Gene Ontology annotation, cellular component: nucleus; Dbf4-dependent protein kinase complex. The record is from RefSeq and is a predicted model, not a curated record.
CCCGCCUGGGUGUCAUGGCGGGUCCCGCCGCUCCGCGGCCUCUCCGCGGGAAGUCCUUCUACCUCGACCUGCCGAGCGGGCGGAGCGCGCGGGAGCUGGCGGAGGCCAUACGGCGCCUCGGCGGGGUGACUGAAAGCUUCCUAAGCAAAGAAGUCAGCUAUGUGGUUUCCAGCAGCAAAGAAGCCAAACGAGACAAAGCCAGGACUCGGACUGAGAAGUGGAGCAAUGUAACUUCAGAAGAUGCAAAAGCCACGAGCCCAGUGCCUUCUACCUCCAAAGGGAACCACACCAGACCUCACCAGAAGCCACCAGACACUGCCCUGAUCAGCAGGGGAAAGGAGCUGCUGCAGAAGGCCAUGAAGAAUCAGGACACCUGCAGUGGCAGCAGUAUCCUCGCCAACGCUCGCCUGUGGGGAGUCCAGAUCCUGCACAUGGAUGAAAUGUUGUCAUACGCUCAACAGCUGCUGCGUGCUGUCUCAGGAGCGAGGAAACGGUGCCAGAAGACAGAGGCAAAAUGCCUUCCAUCUGGAUCAAAAAUUCACAAAGGAAAAUUGAAGCCCCCGUUCCUGAAGGUUGAAGACCAGAGCAGGCAAUUCCGGCCCUUCCAUCACCAGUUCAAAAGCUUCCCCGACCUGAACUUCUUGGCACCCAAAACUUCCAGCCCGUUUGAGCCACUGAAAAGCCUCUCGAAUUCUUGCAGAGCCAGGGGUGCGGAGGGCUGUCCGAUGCGCAGCGACGGGGAGAAGAGCCCCCGAUCCACACCGGUCACUGUGCCAAAGAAAAAGAGGGGAUUUUGUGAGUGCUGCCAAGAGACCUUUGAAGAGCUGCAGAAGCACCUCCAGAGCCCCCAGCACAAGCGGUUUGCGCUGGACGACUCGCAGUACGCCCCUGUGGAUCGCGUCAUCUCGCAGCUCACCAACAACUUUGUGGAGCAGUCGGCCAAGGUGCCUCCAUCCUGCCUGACAGAUGAGCGCUUAGUGCCUCAAGCACAAGUUACUGGAGGAAUUGAGAUGCUGACAGCAGAGCUGGGGAAGGAAAAGGAGCAGCCUGAGCAGGGUGCUGUGGAACUGUUAAUUGACGCGGAGCAUGACCACGGCCUGAAGACCAAGGGGUGUUCCCCUUGCCUGCCCAGGGACGGGGUCAGUAAUCCCAGAGCAGGGGGGCUGUCGAAGAGCUGCUGUCUGGGGCUGCCCGCUGGAGCAGGACUCCCCAGAGCGAGCUGUGCUGCAUGUGGCACCACGGAGGAGUCCACGGUGGGGGACACACGCUCGGGCUGGGUGCCCCACCUGGGCUGGGGGACCUGCGUAGCGGCCGCUCGUGUCGGAGAGGCAGUUACUACUUCAUUUGAACCUCAUAAACAGCAAAUGCUUGGGUCUACCGGCCAUCUUCCACAAGCACUGCCUGCCUCCAGGAAACGCCAGCUCUCCUCCGGACACAGUGCCCAGGUGGGAAAGAAGCCCAGGCUGGAGCAGAGUGGUGGCCUCUCUCCAUGUAGGCAGACAGACCCAGUGGGUGGUGGGAUGGGUGCGCAGGGUGCAGGACAGGUGUUGGAGCCAGGCUUACCUGGUGCGGUGGAAGCUGGCAGCUUGCCCCAAAGCACAGAACUCUCCACCAGACCUCGUAGCUCCCCCGGUUUGGACCCACACCCACGCGGGAGCCCUGGGGACCCUGCGUCACAGCCAGGUUCCCUUGAAGCUGCGUCUGUGGGUUUUGAUCCCACAGAAGCUGCCGCAGCCAGCGCUGUCAGCGAGCGUGGCUGGAGGAGAGCGAACGUGAGUUCCCAAGGGAAGCAGCUCGGAGGGGAGAAUGAAAACGCACCCAGAAAUGUGAGUAGUCCUGAUCUGGAGAGCACAGCGAGCAUGACCAGCUGUCCCACUGGCCGGUUGCCCUCUCCAAAACUGCCUGUGGCUGAAGCCAGAUGUUGCUGCUCGCUCUGUGUCAGAGCGGCAGAGAAAAUAGCACCCGAACUACCUGACCUCGCGGGCCACAGCAGAGAGUGGGCUCCGUGCCCCGGGCUCCUUCAGCCUCUCCCACGCGACGCGCCGGCUGACCACGAGUUCAGCGAGAGUUCUUCUGAGUCAGACUGGGAUGUCCAGCUGCUCUCCACGCUAACGGGCGUCCAGGAUGGCAGGGUUCGGUCUGUGGACAGGGACUUGCUCCAAAGGACACACGUCAACGUGAGGGACAGCGGGUACGAGUCUCAGCUCUGCUCAGUUCUGAAGCAGAAAUCGGAGCUUCCCUGGGCAGGCAAAGAGGACAAGAACUGCCGGAACUGCUGCACAGAGACCAAAGGAGCCUCUUUCCCCGUAUUUGAGACCUUCUUUGGCAGCUGGACUAGUUAAAGCCACCUCCUGGCUGUUCUCUGGGCCCUGAGUGGGAGCUGUGACGUGGCUGGAGAGGGAUUUAACGAGCCACCCUCCCUGCCAGGCCCAGGAGGUACGGCCGAGGGCCAGAGCGAGACUGUCACUGCUCGGUGGUCUCCAGACACUGCAGACAACCUGGGCAGCUCCUGUUGGGAACCGACGGCCGCUGCGGUGGUUUCACUGUCCUUGGCUGCGAGAGGGGCUGGGGUCCUCCCUCCUCUCUGCUGGUAACGCUUCCAGCCAGUAGCUUCCUUCUCAACUCCUCACUGGGCGGCUGAUGAGAUGGUCUUUCUCUGGAAGUCUCUCUUCAGCAGGAACAUGCUCUUGCCCUUCACGAUUGAGAGCAUGGCCCAUUCCUCCUCUCACCCAGUCCUUGGAGGUCCAGAGGCCCUGGGGCUGAGAUCUGGGUUCUUCACGUGGUCUGGGGUUUUGUUGGAUGUCUUUGACUACUUACAGAUGUUUUAACUGGUAUUAAAUUGUUGGGGUUUGGUUUGGUUUUUAGCAAACUUUUAAACUUUGAAAUAAAAUGAAGGAUGAGA